This is a messenger RNA of Racocetra persica, 459 nucleotides long. The record is from the annotation of a GenBank genome assembly. NCBI's taxonomy places the organism in Eukaryota, Fungi, Glomeromycota, Glomeromycetes, Diversisporales, Gigasporaceae.
AUCUUUCCUCCUUAUCAUAACGAUGCAGAAGAAUAUGUUAUAGCAGCUCAUUCGAAAAAUAAGAUGCCAAAAAGGUCACCAAAUGCAUUUCUCCUUUGUCGUAACAAUGUUCAUAAAGAAGCGAAACGACUUGGGAUUUCCAACAUGCGAGUUAUUAGUAAAGUAACCGGUAUCCUUUGGCGCCAAUCAACCGUUGAGGAAAAAGAAGUAUACGAGGAUCUUUCAAAAUAUAUUCGAGAUAUUUAUGUUCAACGGGAUAAUUCAAUAACCAACAGUCAGUACAUCUCUAAUCGACGAUAUAUGCCUUAUGGAAUUCCAUACCCAAUAUCAUCAUCUCAGAAUAUGUAUUUACCGCCGCCGACAAUGUACGAACCUAUGAAUAGUGUGAUACAGGACAAUCUAUCAAUUGACUUUUUACCCUUAAUGCAUAUGACUCAACCAAAUAGCGCUCAGUUUUAG